Gekko japonicus is the source of this 1462-nucleotide messenger RNA. RefSeq names its product transmembrane 6 superfamily member 2 (gene TM6SF2). The coding region runs from base 138 to 1130 and encodes 330 amino acids. The record is from RefSeq and is a predicted model, not a curated record. The transcript is spliced from 9 exons. Gene Ontology annotation, cellular component: endoplasmic reticulum-Golgi intermediate compartment membrane; endoplasmic reticulum membrane. Gene Ontology annotation, biological process: lipid homeostasis; regulation of lipid metabolic process. Lineage: Eukaryota; Metazoa; Chordata; Lepidosauria; Squamata; Gekkonidae.
CGGCGACCUUUGGAUAGGCAGCUCGCUCUUUCGUUCUUUCUUUGGAGAGCUCCGAGGGAGCCAUCGAGGUUGGAGGGGGCGCGCUCGCUUCCUGCCUCCGCCGACUCACGCCCACCCACCCCCUCCCGUCACCCACCAUGCGGCUCGCCCCAGUCUGGGCUGCCGUCGCCCUCUCGAUCUCCGCCUUCCCAGUCUCCUACACGCUGAACAGGCUGUCGGCUCUGGAACACUCCUGGUCCGUGGCCUUGGUGGGUGCCGUGGUCCUUGUAGGCUUGUUCGCUCUGGUCUACCUUCCCAGUCAGUCCCAGGAUCCUCUCUUCUAUGUGUUUAUGGUCUUUUCCUUCACAUCUGUGAUCGAUGCAAUAAUUGCGCUGGAAGAAGAUGGCUAUAUCGGCGGAUUCAUGGAGUUCUACAUGAAAGAGGGUGAGCCCUACCUCCGCACGGCCUACGGCAUUAUGAUCUGUUACUGGGACGGCGUGGUCCACUACGGUCUCUACCUCGCGAUGAUUACAGCCAUGUCUCAACGAAAGAGUUACCGGAGUUUUGGCCUGUACUGGAUUGGGUCCCUCACGAUGAGUCUUCUGGUUUUCUUGCCGGGCAACAUUGUUGGGAAAUAUGGGUCUGAGAUCCGGCUGGCCUACUUCCUCAACUUCCCUUAUCUUCUCAUCCCCAUCUGGGCAGCAAGGAGAAUCUUCAGCCAGCCCAAGCCUUUGCCCCUUCUGAUGGCGGAUAAGGUUUCUGAAGAGCAGAGCCGAAGUAUCCUCCAGCGCCCGCUGGACUUGGGACUGGUGGGGUUCUUUCUCCUUUCCGCGGCGUUCACGCUCUUCAGAGGCCUGGUCGUGUUGGACUGCCCGGCUGACGUUUGCUUCGAUUAUGUGUACCAGCAAGAACCGUACCUGCGGGACCCCGUGGCCUACCCCAAAGUCCAGGCACAGUUCUCUCACCUCGGGUCUUCCCUCCACCACCGCACCCCCUACCCCUACCGCACCCCCGAAGGGGCUUGGUGGUUCGUGGUGGUCUCCAAUGUGGUGUACGCCAUGGGGCCCCACCUCCUCGCCUACCGCUGCCUCUGCAACCCCGCCUUCUUCUACCCGGUGGCCCUUCGAGAUGAAGAAAAGAAGAAGCAGUGAGGUCGGCAGGGGCCUCCCUGUGUGUCGGACACCCCACUGAAGAGGGGCUCUGUGUCAAGGGGAGGGGAGGGCUUGCAGGACGACUCUGAUGCAGUCUUUACUCUCUGUCUGAGGGUUUGCUGCGUCUGCACUGGGGCACUGAAAUCUGAUUUCAAAUCGGGGCCCGAGCAAGGAAUCUUGGGAGCUGGCGUGUGCCGAAGAAACGUCUGGGCAUCCUUACAAAUUUCCUGUUUCGGUGUGGGGGGUGGGGUUGGCAGCGUCAAACGCUUUCUGUGUGCAUUGCAGAUAAGCCAAUUACUGCAGGCCAGGAUCAUAUUUGGGGGCGGGGCGCA